This is a messenger RNA of Phoenix dactylifera (date palm), 4065 nucleotides long. The record is from RefSeq and is a predicted model, not a curated record. NCBI's taxonomy places the organism in Eukaryota, Viridiplantae, Streptophyta, Magnoliopsida, Arecales, Arecaceae.
AUGGCAGAUAACCAAGAUAACCAGAAUAAAAGGUUGUUGAGUGACUAUGCAGUGCCGAAUGUCAAUGGUGCUCAACCCAGUAUUGUGAGACCUACAGUCAAUGCUAAUAAUUUUGAGAUUAAGCCUGGUCUCAUCCAGAUGGUGCAGCAGGAGCAGUUUGGUGGAGGACCUGCUGAGGAUCCACAUGCACACCUUGCCAAUUUCUUGGAGAUUUGUGAUACAAUCAAGAUGAAUGGAGUUAGUGAUGAUGCUAUUCGACUCCGACUUUUUCCAUUUUCUCUAAAGGAUAAAGCCAAGGCCUGGUUGAAUUCCAAAGCGCCUAACUCUUUCACCAUCUGGAAUGCCUUGUCACAAGCUUUUCUGAGUAAGUAUUUUCCCCCAGGUAAGACUGCCAAACUUAGAAAUGAUAUUACCAGUUUUGCUCAGUUUGAUGGUGAAUCUUUGUAUGAAGCCUGGGAGAGGUUUAAGGAUUUGCAGAGGAAGUGUCCACAUCAUGUUAGAAUUACCAUAGAUGCAGCUGCAGGAGGUACUUUAAUGAGUAAGUCAAUAGAAGAGGCAUAUGAGUUGUUAGAAGAAAUGGCCUCUAACAAUUAUCAGUGGUCUAAUGAAAGAGGUAUGCCUAAGAAAGUUCCAGGUAUGUAUGAUGUAGAUGGCAUAAACAUGUUGAAUGCCAAGGUUGAUUCUCUAGUAAAAAUGUUCGGCAGCAGCAGCAGAACAACCCUUAUUCCAACACAUACAACCCAGGCUGGAGGAAUCAUCCCAACUUUUCAUGGAAAGAUCAAGGUAACCAAGGUAGCAGUUCUAGACCUCUCCAUCCUCCUGGUUUCCAACCAAGACCAUCCCAACCAGAAAGGUAAUUUGCCUAGUAAGACAGAGGUCAAUCCGAAGGAGCAUUGCAAGGCAGUCACCUUGAGAAGUGGUAAGCAACUUGGUCAGGUAAGUGGUGAGACUAUAGUUGGUGAUGAAGUAGACUAUGAUGAGGUGAGCAAGAAGGUCAAUGAAGAAGUUGAGGACCUAGCCAAGACAACAUCCCCACUACCACUAGUCAAACCUUAUGUUCCUCCCAUUCCUUUUCCUCAAAGGCUUAAGCAGAAUAAAAUUGAUCAACAGUUUGAGAAAUUUUUGAAAGUGUUUAGGCAGCUUCACAUUAAUAUUCCUUUUGCAGACGCCUUAGCACAAAUUCCUGCAUAUACAAAAUUUUUAAAGGAGAUCAUGUCUAAGAAGAGGAAAUUGGAAGAUUUCGAGACCAUUGCCUUGACGGAGGAAUGCAGUGCCAUUAUCCAGAAUAAGCUUCCACCAAAGCUAAGAGAUCCAGGGAGUUUUUCUAUUCCUUGUACUAUAGGUGAUGUUGAUUUUUCUAGAGCUUUAUGUGAUUUAGGUGCUAGUGUUUUACUAAUGCCUUUAUCUGUGUCUAGGAAGCUUGGAUUGAAGGAGUUGAAGCCUACUACCAUCUCUUUGCAGCUAGCUGAUCGAUCGGUCAAAUAUCCUUUGGGUGUUCUUGAGAAUGUGCUGAUCAAGGUAAAGAAGUUUAUCAUUCCGGUUGAUUUUAUUGUUUUGGAGAUGGAAGAAGACACCGAGAUCCCUAUCAUUUUAGGCCGGCCCUUUCUAGCCACAGCUGGAGCUAUCAUAGAUAUUAAGAAUGGUAGGUUGACUUUGAAGGUUGGUGAAGAAGAGGUAGAGUUUAAUUUAUUUGAAGCUACUAAAUAUCCUUCUUUUACUGAUCAUGUUUUUCGAGUUGAUGUUGUAGAUGAGUCGACCAGAGAGGUUUUUAGGGCUGAAAAUACUAAAGAACCUCUUGAGACUUGUUUAGUGAGUGCAGGGACAAGUAAAGAUGAUAAUCUAGAGGUUGCUAAAGUGGCGUGUGCAUUAGAGGCUACAUGUCCUAAGCUAAAAAAGAGAGGUAUUUAUUUUGAGGAUAUCGGCAAAGGUAAGCCACCCCCUCCCCCUUCUAAUGUGCAAGCACCAGUUCUGGAGUUGAAGCCAUUACCCUCACAUCUCAGGUAUGCAUUUUUAGGUGAAAAUAAUACUUUGCCUGUGAUUGUGAGUACUUCUUUGUCUGGUGAGCAACUUGACAAAUUGAUACGUAUUUUGAGAUUGAGAAAAAAAGCCAUAGGAUGGACUAUAUCAGACCUUAGAGGAAUUAGCCCUUCAUUGUGUAUGCAUAGAAUUUUAAUGGAGGAUAACCAUAAACCUAUAGUUGAAAAUCAGAGACGGUUAAAUCCUAACAUGAAAGAAGUAGUUAGGGCUGAAGUUCUUAAAUGGUUAGAUGCAGGGAUUAUUUAUCCUAUAUCUGAUAGUUCAUGGAUUAGUUCAGUGCAGGUGCUUGAGAGACUUGCUGGGUAUGCGUAUUACUAUUUUUUAGAUGGUUAUUCAGGGUUAAAGCAAGAGUUGGUGUCAGCACCAAUUAUGGAAGCCCCAGAUUGGAGUUUGCCUUUUGAGCUAAUGUGUGAUGCUAGUGAUUUCGCUUUGGGUGCUAUUCUCGGCCAGAGAAAAGACAGGAAGUUGCAUGUUAUAUAUUAUGCUAGUUCCAAGGUGAUCGUAUAUACGGACCAUUCAGCAAUCAAGUACUUGCUGAAAAAGAAAGAUGCCAAACCGCGCUUGAUUCGGUGGGUGCUGUUGCUUCAAGAAUUUGAUCUUGAGAUUCGAGACAAGAGAGGCAUGGAGAAUGUGGUGGCAGAUCACUUGUCUAGAUUAGAGGGGCAGUCAAGAGCAGAUGAGGUGCCCAUUAAUGAAAGCUUUCCAGAUGAGCAGUUGUUGGUAGUUUCAGUCAUCCCCUGGUAUGCUGAUUUCGUGAACUAUUUGGUGAGUGGCAUUGUUCCCCCUGAUUUGAGCUAUCAUCAGAAGAAAAAGUUUUUGAGGGAUGUGAAGCAUUAUUUUUGGGAAGAACCGCUACUCUAUAAACACUGUGCAGAUGGGAUGAUUAGAAGAUGUGUGCCCCAAGAUGAGAUGCAGGAUAUACUUGACCAUUGCCAUUCCUUGGAGUGUGGUGGACAUUUCAGUACCUCUAAUACAGUUGCAAAGGUAUGGCAGUCUGGUUUUUGCUGGCCGACCAUGUAUCAAGAUACUAGACAAUAUGUGAGCAUGUGUGAUAGAUGUCAAAGGGUUGGCAACAUUUCAAAAAGGAAUGAGAUGCCCUUGACCAAUAUCCUGGAGGUUGAACUGUUUGAUUUAUGGGGAAUUGAUUUCAUGGGCCCAUUUCCUUCUUCCUUCAAUAAUCAGUACAUUCUGGUAGCAGUGGUUUAUGUGUCUAAAUGGGUUGAAGCUACUGCAACUCAGACUAAUGACUCUCGGGUGGUGAUGAGAUUUGUGAAGAAAAAUAUUUUUUCAAGAUUUGGUGUGCCGAGAGCUAUUAUUAGUGAUGAAAGCUCUCAUUUUUGUAAUCGGUCAUUUGAGGUUUUGUUGAAGAAAUAUGGGGUUACUCAUAAGGUGGUACUUGCCUAUCAUCCCCAAACAAAUGGGCAAGUGGAACUUGCAAAUAGGGAAUUGAAGCAAAUUUUGAAGAAAACUGUGAGCAAUUCAAGAAAGAAUUGGGCAAAUAAGUUAGAUGAUGCACUUUGGGCCUAUAGGACAGCUUUCAAGACACCUUUGGGUAUGUCUCCUUACAGACUUGUCUUUGAAAAGUCUUGUCACUUACCAGUGGAAUUAGAACACAGGGCCUAUUGGGCAAUCAAGGAGUUGAACAUGGAUUUGAAAGCUGCGGGAGAAAAAAGAUUGUUACAGUUGAGUGAGUUGGAGGAGUUUAGGUUGGAUGCUUAUGAAAAUACUCGGAUUUACAAGGAAAAGACAAAGCAUUGGCAUGACAAACAUCUUCAGAUUAGAAACUUCGAAAUUGGGCAGCAAGUAUUACUCUUCAACUCAAGACUUAAGUUAUUUCCAGGCAAGCUUCGUUCUAGGUGGUCUGGCCCAUUCACGGUAACGAAAGUGUAUCCAUAUGGUGCUGUUGAGGUGCGUAGUGAGGUCACUGGUGCAUUCAAGGUUAAUGGGCAGCGUUUGAAGCCUUAUCUUACUAGUAAUGCGGUUCCUAAAGGAGUGAUUUACUCAUUGAAGAAUCCUACCUAUGGUUGA